This is a messenger RNA of Heterobilharzia americana, 1665 nucleotides long. NCBI's taxonomy places the organism in Eukaryota, Metazoa, Platyhelminthes, Trematoda, Strigeidida, Schistosomatidae. The record is from the annotation of a GenBank genome assembly.
AUGUAUAAUAGGAUUAAUUUGAAAAUAUUCACUGAUAGUGCUAUGCUAGAACCUACAGGGAAUAAUGUAGUGGAUAUACCUACCUUGAAACAAGACUGUGGUCAUGACGAGAAUAAACAACGAACAACUAACCAGUCGCGUUUGACCAACCCGCUUCCAUCACAUGAGACCAGUCAGACAGUUCCAGAGUCGUCUACAUCUCUACAAACUCCACGCAAUCCAAAUUAUCCUAAUCUUUCCUCUGGUCUAGUCUAUGAUAAUCAGUCUUCUAAUGUAUUGAAGGAAUCUUAUCCGUCUAAACUUCAUCCUCCGGUGAGGAAACAAACAAAUCUCGCAGAAUCAGAUCCAGUGUCUUUUGUUCAACUUUUAACGGAUAGAUUGGAAAAAGUGAGAGAAUCACGUGGAAAAGUGGAAAAGCUAAUGUCACUUGUCAAUCAGGUUGAUGGAAAACUCUGUAUAGAAUCUGGACAUACAUCUGUAUCCGUAUCAGCUUCACAUGAAUUGUUCUCUUCUACUGUUGUUGGACACAAUCCAUCACUUCAGUCAAACGAUUCUAAUUGGUGUCAACUAGACACUACAAUAAUUUCCCCUAUGAAUCCUCCUGUCAAUGAAACGAACUCUAUCCCUCUUACUCAGCAUGCCAUUCAUCCAUCAUUGACUGACGAUGCAAAGCAACUGACAAACAAAUCCCAGGAUGCUCAAGAGAUACUAGAUGAUCAUUGUUCGCGGAUAUGGGCAGAUGAAUUAGAACGCGAUAAGAAACGCUGUCGUAGACAGCUGAGUGAUUGUAGUCGUACAUCAGCUAACCAACUAUCCUCUGUAACACCAUAUCCUAUCCUAUCCGAUACACUCGUCCGUUCAAUGCAUGCUAGUCUUGUACGUAAUACUACGGAUUAUGAAUUGAUGAAACCAUCAUCUGGAAGAUGUAAAACAACUGCGACAGCCCGAUCAACAGUUACCUGUUUCUCUAACACAAGCAACAACAAUAGGACAAGUGUUUCGGACAGUUCGCAUCGUCGACGACACGCUGCCGGAGGUUAUCGAGGCAUGAAUCGACCGAACAAAUCAGAUGUUCGUUCAACAGCUUCGUGGGAUAGUGGUGUUGUGACAAGUAAUUAUGAAAUGAAAAAUCUUCAUCUCACCGAUACUGACGGGGACAAUGAUUACUUUGAUGCAGAGACCAGUUCAAUUCUGGAAGCUGCUAGUUUACAGGCAUUAUCUUCAUCCACUACGGAGUUGGCUCUUGUCAAUGGGGAGAGGCUGGAGCGAAAACAACAACAAUCUGGACAUUUUUAUGAACAACCAUCGUACAUACAAGGCUUCAAUUCUAAUUCUGCAUACGGUCCAACUUGUCAACAUUGUGCUAAUAAAAUUUCCUGUGAAUGGCAUCGUCUUCGUCAUUGUGUUCACCAUUGUUCUACACAGCCAGGUGCAAAUGAACACUUAUCCUCGCAGUUGCCGAUAAUGUCAAAUUAUAUUUGUAGUCAUCAGUCUGUUGAUAAGUCUAUGCCUAGUAGUUCUUGCCAUAGUCAAAGUUUUCCAACUGCUUCAGAUACUUCCAGCACUUUUGACUCGGGGAUAUCGUCGGCAUACGACCAGCUACCUUUACGAAAACAGACAAGUGCCCGAGAAAAUCGGAGCCAGAGUCUUCAUAAUUGGCAAUGA